Hemibagrus wyckioides is the source of this 538-nucleotide messenger RNA. RefSeq names its product cytochrome c oxidase copper chaperone. NCBI's taxonomy places the organism in Eukaryota, Metazoa, Chordata, Actinopteri, Siluriformes, Bagridae. Gene Ontology annotation, cellular component: mitochondrial intermembrane space. The record is from RefSeq and is a predicted model, not a curated record. The transcript is spliced from 4 exons. Gene Ontology annotation, biological process: mitochondrial respiratory chain complex IV assembly. Gene Ontology annotation, molecular function: copper chaperone activity; copper ion binding. The coding region runs from base 174 to 365 and encodes 63 amino acids.
CUAGCGUACUAAACAGUAUGCUACAGCGUGUACUUUCGCACUACUGUCACAUGCUCUGUAGUGCGCUAGUAUGCGGUUUAGGACGUAAACUGUGUCCCUCCUACUAGUCACCAGCACGUUGUAUGAGGAAGGGCACAUAAAUAUAACUACUGGUUAUCUCAUCUUCAAGGACAAUGUCAAGCUUAGCUGCUGCAAGUGUGGAGCCCAAAGCUGCUGAGGAGAAGAAGCCACUGAAGCCAUGCUGUGCCUGCCCUGAAACUAAAAAAGCAAGGGAUGCCUGUAUAAUCGAGAAGGGUGAAGAAAGAUGCACAGAUCUUAUCGAGGCUCACAAGGAGUGUAUGAGGGCGCUCGGCUUUAAGAUAUAACAGCAAAGGACUGGAUUGUGAGGAUGCCGUGUGGACUGUGGUGGAAUGUGUGGACUACUAUUUAUAUUGCUGUGAGAAGAGAUUUUUUGUGUUUUUUUCCCAGUUGUUCCUCUGAAUGUGAUGUGUUAGCUUGUUGCAAAAUUACUUUGGAAUAAAGAUCCUAUGCAAUCCUA